Messenger RNA from Cynoglossus semilaevis (tongue sole), 4566 nucleotides. It is a transcript of the gene coro1cb, whose product is annotated as coronin, actin binding protein, 1Cb. Gene Ontology annotation, biological process: cell migration; actin filament organization. Gene Ontology annotation, molecular function: actin filament binding. The transcript is spliced from 11 exons. NCBI's taxonomy places the organism in Eukaryota, Metazoa, Chordata, Actinopteri, Pleuronectiformes, Cynoglossidae. Bases 408 to 3599 code for a protein of 1063 amino acids. The record is from RefSeq and is a predicted model, not a curated record.
AGAGGUUGUCGGAAAAAGACCACGAGUCACAUGACACUUCAGAUGGUUCUGCUGAGACUGUGGUGACAGAUCAGGACAAUGGCAGUUUUGCGAGGCCUGAGAGUUUCGGUGGGAUUAGUGGGAUCAGCGUCAGUCGCCCACUGACUGGGCACAGAGCGGAGCCCACUGUCACCUCUGCACGUACGGACACCCAAACUGGACAGCCAAUCGGGCCUCUGUGUCAACAGGAGCACCGCCCCAACACCAAGGAGAAGCAGGUGGGUGGAGACUGGAGAAGUCGGACGGUCACUGGAGCUGCACGGGGGUCAAACCCAGUCCAAACCCAGAGUCGUGCAGAGAUCAGACAAGUUCAACAAAAACAGCAGGAGUCCAGAGGUAACGCUGUGGUCGUCAGUCGGACUACGGCCAUGGAGGAGCCAGGAAUAGGACUGAAAUCUGAAACCAGCAGCAGGUUUGGUGCUGAAACCAAAACUAAAGACCCGUGCGUUCACGUGACUCAGGACGACUUUGUCGUUCUGGAGAAGGAUCAGCCUUGGACGUCCUCUGAUGGAGAAAAUGAGUCUGACAACAGGAGAAGAACAGAGAAUCUACGUUCACUGACGGAGAGAAGAAUCAAAGAAGAUGCGUCUGCUGCCUGUGAUGAUGAAAACCUCCAAACAACUUUCAGGAAGGAGCCUCAGGACAAUGCACCGUGGAGACAACGCAGACGAACGGCGACUACAGGUUCAGCGAUGAAUGACGGCGUGGGGGCACGUGCUGGGGGUUCACCCACUGCCUGUUCACAGAGUGAAAGAGUUCGACAUUUGGCUGAAGUGACAGCAGGCAGCAGGUGUCAGCUAAAAGCAGCCGUUCACACCAAGACAACUGGGAGAGGAGAGCCAGACGGGGAGAGAACCGUGAACGGCCGCAGCAUGGAGGAGGUUUCCUCUCAGCAGGGAAAAUCAAACGUUGAUCUGGAAAAUCGACUUUACCACGAAGUUUCCUCUGAUCCACAGACACGGGAGGGGCUGGAAAUCCUCGGCCAAAAACCACAGGUGGAUCCGUUGUGUCUGAACAGAUUCGCUGGCGCCGUGUCGAAGAGAGCCAAAGCAGGAAUUAAUUCAAGCAUCAAAAGAGAGUCCGAACAAGAGGCAGAGUCGCAGAGCACGUGUGACAGAACCGAAGUGCCAGACAACUCACUGUCUGUGAGUGAAAGCUGUGAUGAAAAUAUUCAGACGGUGGGUUUAAAUAACCCGAGCGACUCUGUGGUCAAACCACAACCUUCAGCUCAGCUGAUGCCAGAGGAAGACACGGCGACAGAUUCAGAGUCUGUGCCACGAGAACAGGCCAGAGUUAAAGGACCGCCUCCACCUGUUCCCAAAAAACCUAAAAACCCACUCAUCAAGCUCCGAACUGCUAAGCUACAGUCUACAGAAGUCCAUCGAAGGAGCAGAGAGCAGCAGCGUUCUGAGGAGAAGGCAAAGAGGAGACACACUUUCCAUUUCAACAAGGAUUUUCCAUGGAACGCCUCCACCAACCAGGAUAUGUGCACGCUGUGGGACGAGCGCGGGCCGUGCAUCGCUCCAGCCGACGUACGACGCCUCUCGGGCGACAUCAAUCGGCGUCUGUCCCUCCAGCGCAUGGACGACAAGUUUGCAACAAUGAUCGAUUAUGACUACUGUGAACGAAUGGCACAACUGUCUCCAGAUAAAGAGUUUGAAAAUCUGGACAUGUUGCAGAGGAGGAUAUUCUUCGAGAGACGGUGUCGUGGUCAGAACUUGACUCCAGCUGUCACAAAAAACCCACAAACUCCAGACACAUCCACAGAAACUCCGUCAGAUGUAAAAACCCAACGGCCAAAGCCGACAGCGUUGGAGAAAAGAGACGCAAAUUCUGAGUCCUUGGCAGAGAAGGUCUGUAGGAACGCCCGCGCCGACGUCACUCAACGCAGUUCCGACAAAGACCCAGGCUUCAGCGAUGACAUGGACUCCUACAAACCUGUGGCAGAAAUCGUAAGGAAAACCAAUCAAACACAGAAACCCCAGGGUCGAGCCAAACCUGAAGGAGUCGGGACUGAGGUACGAGGGCCAGAGCAGGGGUCAAGUGUGAAAGUGUCACAGAUGAAGAACACGUUUGAUGUCCAGAAGAAGUCCAAGGAGAGACCACCAGCAGUUCAGCCACCCCCCAAGAAAGAUAUGCUGCGGCGAGUUGUGCGACAGAGCAAGUUCCGUCACGUCUUCGGCCAGGCCGUGAGGAACGACCAGUGCUACGAUGACAUACGCGUCUCCCGGGUCACAUGGGACAGCUCCUUCUGCGCUGUCAACCCCAAGUUUGUUGCCAUCAUCAUAGAGGCCAGCGGGGGAGGAGCGUUCCUCGUCCUGCCUCUACAGAAGACCGGCCGUAUAGACAAGGUCUACCCCACGGUGUGUGGUCACACGGGCCCGGUGCUGGACGUGGAAUGGUGUCCUCACAAUGACCUGGUCAUCGCGAGUGGCUCUGAGGACUGUACGGUCAUGGUUUGGCAGAUCCCCGAGAACGGACUCGAGUCUCCUCUGUCGGAGCCUGUGGUCGUGUUGGAGGGUCACUCCAAGAGGGUCGGCAUUGUUUCAUGGCAUCCAACUGCCCGCAAUGUUCUCCUCAGCGCAGGGUGUGACAACCAGGUCAUCAUCUGGAAUGUGGGCACAGGAGAGGCCAUAAUCAAUCUGGAGGACAUGCACCCUGAUGUUAUCUUUAGUGUCAGCUGGAGCCGCAACGGCAGCCUGCUGUGCACCGCCUGCAAGGACAAGAAGGUCCGCGUCAUCGACCCUCGCAAGAAAAAGAUUGUGGCGGAGAAGGACAAAGCCCACGAGGGAGCUCGGCCAAUGAGAGCGAUCUUUUUAGUAGACGGAAACAUCUUCACCACUGGAUUCAGCCGCAUGAGUGAGCGCCAGCUGGCUCUGUGGAAGAGUGACAACAUGGACGAGCCCAUCUGUGUUCAGGAGAUGGACUCCAGCAACGGAGUCCUGCUGCCCUUCUACGACCCCGACACCAGCAUAGUCUACCUGUGUGGGAAGGGCGACAGCAGCAUCCGAUACUUUGAGAUCACAGACGAGGCGCCGUACGUUCACUACCUCAACACCUUCUCCACAAAGGAGCCCCAGAGGGGCAUGGGAUACAUGCCCAAGAGGGGGCUGGAUGUCAACAAAUGUGAGAUUGCAAGGUUUUACAAAUUACACGAGAGAAAAUGUGAACCAAUCAUCAUGACAGUUCCACGUAAGUCGGACCUGUUCCAGGACGACCUGUACCCAGACACUGCCGGUCCUGACCCCGCACUGGAGGCAGAGGAGUGGUUCGCCGGUAAGAACGGCCGCCAGAUUCUCAUCUCACUAAAAGACGGCUACGUCUCCACGAAGAACCGAGAUCUGAAAGUGGUCAAGUCCAACGUCCUGGAGACCAAGCUGGCUCCGAAGGCAGAGAACGCUCCGACCAUCCAGAAGCACGUUACUCCGCAGCCCUCAGCAAAAAUGGAAGAUAAACUGGAAGAGGUGCUGCGAGAGUUCAAGUCACUCAGGGACCGCGUCAUCCUUCAAGAUCGUCGAAUCGCCAGACUGGAAGAGCAAGUGGCCAAGGUCGCUCUGUAAGACGUGGCCCACUUCCCCUCCGAGAGCCGUUCGUCAUUCCUGGAAGAAACGACUGGAUGGCGUUCAGCCGCGGCCAACUUCUCAAAGAUUCGGCCUAAUUUGUUUGGCUAGGUGUCAUGUCUGUGACGCGUCCAAGCUGACAUUCCAAGAAAAAGAGAAAAAAAACAACUUUUAAAUUUGUCUCCGUUAAGCCCUCUGGUUUCAUACUUUGCCCAAAUACACACAAAGAAAAACGAAAAGAAAUCAAAAGGAACUGUUGCAGCUCAUGUUCCCAACGGAAGAAAAUAUGUUUUUGUUGAAGGAAAAGUCUUAAUUUUUUUUCUUUCUUUCUUUUGAGUUUUGUUUUUAAAUUGUGGUAAAACAUUCUUUUGUGAAGUUUGUACUUACUACGACUACAACUGUAUGUAGCAUCAGUAUUUCCAUUGCUCUUCUUUGUUGUUGCCAAAUAUGGAUUGUGUGCUGUUUCAUGCACUGCUUUUACAUUUAUAUUCUUUUUAUUUCUCCUGUUGUACAUUCCAGUCACAACCAGGUAGAAUGAUUUAGUCGAGCUGGAUUUUAUUUCUUCAUCCUUUUCUUUUUUUUUUUUUUAAACAACAGCUGUUGAACCUUUUCCUUCCACCAGUUCAUUGAAAACCAUCAGAUUUAUGAAUGUGGAAGAAUUCCUUCUGAAUUCAUUCGUUUCCUGUUCUUCUGACACUAGAAAUAAAACAUUGGGGGUUUUAAAGAGGGGGUAGGGUGGGUGGGCGGGUGGGGGUAUUUGCAUCUCUUUCUCUCUUUCUCUCUGGUGUAAAUGUAGUGCAAACAUAGUGGUGCCUCUUUGACACUGUCCAGGGUCGAGGCACUAAAGUUCGCCCCUCUCUCCACUGCGUAUAUGGUGGUAGGAAAGGACCACUCUGCCAACUUGUGUUUCAUUGAACCCAUGAUGAACAGUUCUGUGCACAUAAUAAAAAAAUUUUACACAUGAAAA